Molecule: messenger RNA, 2365 nt
Organism: Drosophila serrata
Lineage: Eukaryota; Metazoa; Arthropoda; Insecta; Diptera; Drosophilidae
Gene: fl(2)d
Product: Pre-mRNA-splicing regulator female-lethal(2)D
Biological process (GO): regulation of alternative mRNA splicing, via spliceosome; mRNA modification
Cellular component (GO): nucleus
Source: RefSeq, a predicted model, not a curated record
AGUUAGCAGCACCGAACGUGAAAUUUCAGCUUGGCUGCAUCGCAGCGGUGAAAAAUAGAGAAAUAACGCCGUAAGAGUGCCACCAACCGCCUGAAUAUAUUGAAAAAGUGUAAAUCAAAGAACAAUCCAGCGAUAAAUCAUUAAAUUAGCUUUAAGCUAGUGCGCAAAGUACGUGAAAUCAGCGUUUGCAAAAAUAGUACCCAUCGCGUCGCCAUUGGAAAGAGUGCUUCUGUGUGUGUGAGCUUGCUGGUGUGUGCCCAGAGGCCCCACUGGUAUUGGUGAGAGCGCGCGCACAGCGUGUGAGCGAGAGAGAGCGAGUGAUUGUGUGCAAGCGAGAGCGAGCGAGUGUGUUUUUCUCAGCCCACAUGAAAAACAACAGUAACAACGCCAGCAAAGGACCAAGAACAACAACAGCAGCUACUAGAAAGGGAGCGUUUUAAACCGAGUUAUGAGUGUCGCUGCAAUGACUAUGGACGAUCAAAGACCCUUGAUGAACAGUUACGAUAAAAUGCCCCCGACCAAAUACGAGCAAAAUCUGAAUAUCCUAAAUAGCAGCCAAAGCGGCGUAGGCGGUGGCGUUGUUGGUGGCGUGGCCAGUUCCGGUCCCGCCUCCCCCACGCCCUCUGGCCCCGAGGAGUCGUCGCAGCAGCAGCAGCAGCACCAUCAUCACCACCAUCAUCCGCAUCAUCAUCACCAUCACAAUCAGAGCCAGGAUCAGCAGCAGCAACAGCAGCAGCAACAACAACAGCAGCAACAGCAGCAGCAGCAGCAACAACAACAGCAGCAGCAGCAACAUGCAGCUGUUGCAGAGGCUGUUGCAGCCGCCGAACAACGCCAACGCUUGCUCGAAGAUGAGAUCGAGAAUCUCAAGCUGGAUCAUGUCCGCAUGGGUCAGCAAUGCGCCGACGCUCUGCGCCGCGAGAAGAUCCUUAUGCGGCGGCUGGCGAACAAGGAGCAGGAAUUCCAGGACUAUGUGAGCCAAAUCGCCGAGUACAAGGCCCAGCAGGCGCCCACUGCUUUGGCCUUGCGCACCGCCCUUCUCGAUCCAGCGGUCAAUCUCCUAUUCGAACGCCUCAAAAAGGAACUGAAGGCCACCAAGGCCAAGCUGGAGGAGACCCAGAAUGAGCUGUCCGCCUGGAAAUUUACACCUGACUCCAACACCGGCAAGCGUCUAAUGGCCAAGUGCCGAUUGCUCUACCAGGAAAACGAGGAACUAGGCAAGAUGACCUCUAAUGGCCGACUUGCCAAGCUAGAAACGGAAUUGGCCAUGCAGAAGAGCUUCAGCGAGGAGGUUAAGAAGUCGCAGUCGGAGCUUGAUGACUUUCUACAGGAAUUGGACGAGGAUGUUGAGGGCAUGCAGAGCACCAUUCUGUUUCUGCAGCAAGAACUGAAGACCACACGCGAUCGCAUCCAAGCACUUGAGAAGGAGAACUCUCAGCUUAAGCAGGCGCCAAACACCAAGGACGAGGCUGUUGCCAUGGCGGCAACCAAUGGAAGCAGCAACAAGACGAUACCCACCACCCUGGAGACAAUUGAUGAGAACACCUGUUUGGCGAGCAAACCUUCGAAUCCAGAACUUAACAAUGGUUCCAGCAGCAACAACAACGAUCAGAGCGGGAGCGGAGAACAUUCACCGCCAGCGGAUGAGGGAAGUAAUGGCAACGGAAAUGCAGCGCGAUUGGCACGCAAACGGAAUUAUGAGGAGGAACCUGCGCCAGCGCCUUUGGUGCCAACCGCAGUGAGCUAUAGUGUUGAUGAACCGGCGCCCAUUAGGGAAGUGAGCGCUCCACGAACUCUGCCGCCCAAGAAGUCUAAGCUCCGAGGCCUAGCCACGCGACGCAACUCCCAACUAGAGGAAGAGCAUCAGGCAGUGACGGCAGCAGUAACAUCUGCUGUAGCUGUCCCAUUGAUCUUGGACAAUUCGGUGCCGACGGGAAUGGCCAGCGAGGAGGCAGCCCCUGCGGGGACAACUAGCGGGGAAUCGGGAACGGUUGUGGGAGUAGCAGGAGUACCAGCCGACGCCAGCGAUGCAGCAACCCCAGGAACACCGGCUCGCAUCCUGACGCGACGACGAUCGGUCCGGAUGCAACAGAAUGGCAGCGGAGCCGUUGACUACUCAACCUAAGCGAGGCCAACUAUUUUCUAAAAACAAGGGCCACUUUCGCACUCUUUAUGAUUUUGUCAUAUCGAUCGUUAAUUCCUGACGUUUACUUUUGUGAAUUGAGAUUUUUAAGAAAAGAGAGAGACUUCAUUUAAUAUUCUAAUCUAUCUUAAUCUUCAAUCUUUUUAUUUUUUACAUCUUGCGUCUUGUAAAAUACGUUUACCAUUUUGUUUGCAUGCAGCACAGACAUACAUGAUACGCGAA